GGAACUUCCGAGACCGUCGCAUACCGGUACUUGUACAGUACUACUCACACUCACACCACACUCUGCGCGACGACCAAGCGAUCAAUAUGGGCAUCUUCCUCAGUCCCUUCGGGCUCCACCCUCGGGAGAAAGAGAUAAUUUCAGAUGUGGUCGUACCAAUAUCUUCCGCGCCGCGCUACGUGCCCGCAAAGCGCCCGUCUCGAGUCUCCUCCCCCCUCGAGUUCCCCCUCAUUGCUGAUACCCUAGAAUAUAACAUUGAAACCCUCCGCGCCGCGAUCGCCCCCCCCGCAGGAACCGCACACAUGGACAGCACGCCCUACACGCGCAAAUCCCGUGUCAUAAAUCUUGCGAUUCAGGACAUUGGAAUGGGGCCGUAUACAUGGCAUCUCUUUGCGCUCUGCGGCUUCGGCUGGUUCGCGGAUAAUAUGUGGCUGCAGGGACUAGCGCUGAUAUUAACCAGCAUACAGCGGGAAUUCGGCAUUGAGGAUAGUCGGAUUGGGUAUACCACCUGCGCACUCUUUGCAGGGUUAUGCUGUGGAGCUGUGGGGUGGGGUGUCUUUAGUGAUAUCUGGGGCAGGAAGGUUGCUUUCAAUUCCACUCUGGCUAUAGCCGCAAUCUUCGGACUUGCGGUCGGCGGUGCGGGUUCUUGGGCUACCACCGCCGUGCUUUUCACUUGUAUCGGAACCGGAGUUGGUGGGAAUCUGCCUGUCGAUGGAGCGCUCUUUCUGGAGUUUUUACCAGAAAGGAACGGGAACCUGUUGGCGGGGCUGUCGAUUUGGUGGCCUUUCGGACAGCUUGUUGGUUCUCUGGUGGCGUGGGGACUCCUGCCAAAGUAUAGCUGCACGGCGGAGGUUGCGGAUGCGGGGCACUGCAAGAAGGAGGAUAACAUGGGGUGGAGGUAUCUGAUGAUUACCUUGGGGAGCUUGACGACGGUUAUGUUCAUAGCAAGAUUUUUCACCUUCCACCUCUACGAAUCGCCGAAGUUUUAUAUCUCCCGCGGGAGGGAUGAAGAAGCGGUAGCUGUUGUGCACGGGAUUGCCCACAGGAACAAGACAAAGACCUGGCUAACUUUGGAACUCCUCCGGGAGUUAUCCCGAGCCGACAAUGAUCCCGAUGAAAUUGAGAAUCAUUCCUCUCUCACUGCCUCUCCCUCCGCGAUGAGGGAAACCCCAAAGCUGUCAGCAAUGCAACUCGUAAAGCUUAAAACGGAGAGAUUCACCCUCAAACGGAUCCACCCACUCUUCGAAGAUAGGAAACUGGGCUUGACCACGGUGCUUGUGUGGUUCUGCUGGGCGACCAUAGGAAUGGGGUAUCCGCUGUUCAAUGCCUUCUUGCCGAUUUACUUGACGAAGAACGGGGCUGGAGGGGUAAAGCCAAAUAGUAUAGUGUACCGCAACUACGCAAUAACAAGCAUGGCCGGAGUCCCCGGUUCCCUCGUUGCGAUGUACACAAUCGACACCCCCUACCUCGGCCGAAAACGCACCCUUAGCAUCUCCACCCUCCUCUCUGGCAUCUUCCUCUUCCUCUUCACCAUCUCCGCGGAGGACACCUAUCAGCUAACCUUCGCCUGCCUGGAAGCCUUCUUUCAGAACAUCAUGUACGGCACCCUCUACACCUUUACCCCCGAGCUCUUCCCGGCGCCCGUGCGUGGUACGGGUGUCGGACUGGCCAGUUUCAUCAAUAGGAUCGCAGGGCUGUGCGGUCCCAUCAUCGCUGCUAAUACUAUUGGCCGCAAUCCUAAUGUACCAGUUUAUGUUGCGGGAGGAUUGAUAUUGGCUGCUGGAGUGGCGGUUUUGGGGGUGCCGGUUGAGACGAGAGGAAGGGAGAAGUUGUGAUCCUGGAAGGGGAGGGGAGGAUGAAAUUGCUGAGUGCUUGCUGAAUUAAUUCUCACAUUUCGAAUUUCUUUAUAAUCGGUUUCCCAAUGCGUUAUCAUACCAGGAGGACUUAAACAGUCCAAGUUAAGAAAACAUAAAGCUUUGAUUGGGGGGGGAAACCCAACUUCUUGCGUGGUUGGAUGGACAGGGGGUUUCCAUCCUGUAACUAUUUCUCAUGUAUAUACCUACAUAUUUCACGGGGUGCCCGGGGAUGCUGGCUGUGUAGGAUAGAUAUUCGGAGUGAGUUAUGUAAUAAGUUAGUGUGUGCGAGGUGUUUGCCUAUCAUAUGUAGGUA
This is a messenger RNA of Tuber melanosporum (Perigord truffle), 2169 nucleotides long. RefSeq lists its product as uncharacterized. Gene Ontology annotation, molecular function: transmembrane transporter activity. Gene Ontology annotation, biological process: transmembrane transport. The record is from RefSeq and is a predicted model, not a curated record. NCBI's taxonomy places the organism in Eukaryota, Fungi, Ascomycota, Pezizomycetes, Pezizales, Tuberaceae. The transcript is spliced from 5 exons. Bases 87 to 1835 code for a protein of 582 amino acids.